UAGUCCUUACACGUCUUAUGACGUCUUUAGUACAAGGCACAUGUUUAGAAUCUCCGUCUGGCGUUUGCACCGGGGACUGAUGUUCAUUUGUCAUAUUAAAGUUUUAAAUAUUUUUGUUUUCUAGAUAAGCAGGUCGUAAACUCGGAGAUAGUGUAUCACUUACAUAAUUUAGGUGUUUAUUUAGUGGUGUGCUGUUGUGAUAGCCGCUUGUGUUAAUAGAUUAGUAAUAAAUUUGUGGAUAUUAGUUAAGAAUGGCGUCAAUCAAGCCAGUGACGAAAAAGAUAAUCAACUCCCCGGAGACGUGUGUUGACGAUAAUCUCCGAGGGGUCGUUGCGACAUACCCCCAAUUGCAGCUGCAUCCGAAGCACAGGGUUAUCACCGUACGGAGACUGGAGGACAGUGGAAGAGUUGCAGUGCUCGGUGGAGGUGGAUCUGGUCAUGAGCCUUUUGCGUCAGGUUUCGUGGGUUCUGGAAUGCUGGACGGUGCUGUGGCGGGUGGGGUGUUUGCAUCGCCUCCAACAGGCCACGUCCUUUAUGCUAUAGCACAGUUAUUUAAAUACAAUUCAGGUGGAGUCCUUGUCAUUAUUGGUAACUACACCGGCGACAGACUUAAUUUCGGCAAAGCUAUAGAAAAGGCAAAGAUAGCUGGGAUGAAGGUGGAAGGCCUGAUCGUGGGAGAAGACGUAGCUUCAAGCAAGAAUAAAACUGGAGGACGCAGUAUGGUUGGAGAAGUACUGUUUUAUAAGCUAUGUGGUGCAAUGUCUGCCAAAGGCUACGACUUGCCCGCUAUCCGCUCGAUGGCAGCCGAAGCGGAGAAGCACAUGGCUACUUUAGGAGUUUGUUUAAGCGCUUGCUCAUUGCCAGGACAGCCACCACUGUUCGAGAUAGCUGCUGACGAGAUAGAGUUGGGCGCUGGGGUCCAUGGGGAAGCUGGCAUUGCGAAGGUCAAGAUAGGAACUGCUAAGGAAGUCGUCAAGAUGAUACUUGAUCAAGUAGUAGGCCAUUUGAAGCUGGUCUCCGGCGACAGGGUGGUUGUCACCAUUGACAAUUUAGGAGGAACCUCUUUCCUUGAGAUGAACAUCAUCAGCGCCGAAACAAAAGACUAUUUAGAAGCCAAACAAAUCAUUGUAGAACGACUAUACUCUGGACACCUUAAAACGUCUCUGGAGAUGCACGGCUUCCAAAUCUGCCUGUUACAUCUGAACAAGGCCAACGGGGACUUGUGGCUAGAGCUCCUGGAUGCUCCCACAGCUGCAGCGGGCUGGACUGGUGGGGAGGCGUCCGUCAGGUCAGAGGGAGAGCAUGUCGAUGAUGACAGCUUGCUGCAAAGUCAUGUUCAAAAGUCAGCGUUAGGACCGUCUUUAUCAACCAAAGAGCAACAUCUCCUUCGGGGCAGCUUGAUAGCAAUUGCCGAGGCGUUCAUAAAGAACGAAGCCCUGCUCAACAGACUCGACUCGGGCUGCGGAGAUGGCGACUGCGGCAUCACUCUUAAAAGGUUUGGACAAGCAAUUCUCUCUUACUUAAAAGACUGUUCGCUGGAGUACCUAUCAAAUGUUCUCUGGGACCUCUCGGAGAUUGCCGAGACUGACAUGGGGGGGACUUCUGGAGGGAUUUACAGCUUGGGUCUCUCCGCUGCGUCACAGGCGAUAGCAAGUGCUAAACUCAAUAAUGUUGAGGCAUGGCUAAGCGCAUGGAAGCAUGGUAUGCAAGCUAUCACUAAAUAUGGAGGCGCCGAGCCUGGGGAUAGGACCAUGUUAGACACUUUACAUGCCGCGGCUGUAGCGUUCGAACAUAAUUUGAAAGAAGACUUAAAACUUCUUCUUAAGAAGACGGCGGAGGCAGCGGAAGAAGGCGCUAAAGCCACGGUUGACAUGAUUGCAAGGGCUGGCCGUGCCUCGUACGUGAGCAGCGAGCACAUGGUGGAAGAGGACGCUGGAGCGAGAGCCGCCGCGCUGGCACUCCGGGCUGUGUGCCACUUUCUGAUCGAUAAUAUAGCCGUUUAAUAUAUAAA
This is a messenger RNA of Manduca sexta (tobacco hornworm), 2011 nucleotides long. RefSeq names its product triokinase/FMN cyclase. The record is from RefSeq and is a predicted model, not a curated record. Gene Ontology annotation, cellular component: cytosol. The transcript is spliced from 15 exons. The coding region runs from base 252 to 2003 and encodes 583 amino acids. NCBI's taxonomy places the organism in Eukaryota, Metazoa, Arthropoda, Insecta, Lepidoptera, Sphingidae. Gene Ontology annotation, molecular function: glycerone kinase activity. Gene Ontology annotation, biological process: glycerol catabolic process.